AUUCCUGGCCCGCUCCUAUAGAGAGAGAGAGAGAGAGAGAGAGAGAGAGGAAUCUGAGUGAAGGUUGGCCUUGGACACUGUCGCUCUGUGCUCCGAUUCGUUCCUCGAGCAAUCGACGAGAAAAUGGCGGAAUCGUCCUUCUUCAGGAAGCACUGGGAGGGGUGGAAGGAGUUCUGGGGGGAGCGAUUCUCGUUCCUGGAGAACUACACCAGAUUCACCGACCGCGACCAGCCUCUCCCCUCUUGGUCCGCCUCCGACGUCGAAGAGUUCAUCGCUUCCGAUCCUGUUCAUGGCCCCACUCUGAAGACAGCGAGGGAAGCAGCGAAAUAUGCAGCUAUUGGAAGUGUGCUUGGGGCAGUGACCACAGCAGGUUUUACCUGGAAAUAUUCAAGGAGCUUGCAUGUAGGUGCUGGACUAUCCUUUGCAGCAGGGGCGAUGUUUGGUUGGACCUUUGGACAGGAAAUCGCCAGCCACUCGUUGCAACUCUACCGAUUGGAUACCAUGGCUGCACAAGUCAAGUUCUUGGAGUGGUGGGAGAACAAAACAGGAGGUCGCUAGGAACUUAACGAGUCUGCGACAUGAAAAUGAAACUGAAAGCCUUUGUUUUGCUUCCUUUGAAUAAGAUCGAGAUGGGAUUGUCAAUUAUGGAUGUGUUUGUGGCUACAUCUUUUGAAGUCAUCUGGUUUUUAGACUUCCAGAUUCUUGGCUUUGCUGAUUUAUAUGAUGAAGAAGUUGCUCA
Rhodamnia argentea is the source of this 739-nucleotide messenger RNA. RefSeq names its product succinate dehydrogenase subunit 6, mitochondrial. The record is from RefSeq and is a predicted model, not a curated record. Bases 124 to 558 code for a protein of 144 amino acids. Lineage: Eukaryota; Viridiplantae; Streptophyta; Magnoliopsida; Myrtales; Myrtaceae. The transcript has 3 exons.